AUGGCAUGCAAAUACUCGUUCUUCCUCUCUCUAACCUUCUCUCUCUUCCUCGCAACCCACGCACUCUCCGAAGCUGAAAUCUUGCUCCAGUUCAAGAACUCCAUUGAAGACCCCACCAACGCUCUCUCCGACUGGUCAAACGCCACAGCCGCCGCGGGCCAUUGCCGCUGGGCUGGAGUUUCUUGCAGAAACACCGAAGGCCCAUUUGCUAUUUCGUCUCUAAGUCUCCAAAGCUUGAAUCUUUCCGGUGAAAUUUCACCUUCCUUAUGCGGCCUAGCUAAUCUCACCCACCUCAAUCUCGCUGAUAAUUUCUUUAACCAGCCAAUUCCUCUUCAUCUCUCCGAGUGUAGUGUUUUGGUUGCUUUGAAUCUCAGCAACAAUCUCAUCUGGGGUACAAUCCCUGAACAGAUUUCAGCUUUUAGGUCAUUGGAGUUUCUUGAUUUGAGCAGAAACCACAUCGAGGGGGAAAUUCCAGAAGGGAUUGGUGCAUUGCGCCGGCUCAGGGUCCUGAACCUGGGGAGCAACUUGAUUUCAGGUAGUGUCCCGGGUGUUUUUGGUAAUUUUACCGAGCUUGUGGUUCUUGAUUUGUCUCACAAUCCGUUCUUGGCUAGUGAGGUUCCUGUUGGCAUUGGUGGGCUCAGUAAAUUAGAACAUCUUUUGCUCCAAAGCUCAGGCUUUUAUGGAGAUUUAGUGCCUGAUUUGUUUCAUAGUCUGGGGAGUUUGCAAAUGCUUGACCUUUCACUGAAUAAUAUUACUGGGGUUUUGCCAAAGGUCGAUUUUUUCCUUCCGAAUUUGGUUUCUUUCGAUGUUUCCCGAAACAGGCUUUCGGGGCCAUUUCCUAGUGGGAUUUGUGAAGCUAAGGGGCUUAUAAGCUUGAGCAUAGAUUCUAAUUUCUUCAAUGGCUCGAUCCCGGAUGAUUCGAUCGUAAAAUGCGAUAAUCUAGAGAGGUUUGAAGUUCAGAACAAUGGGUUUGCAGGUGAUUUUCCUGCUCUACUUUGGUCUUUGCCCAAGAUUAAGCUCAUCAGAGGCGAAAACAACAAAUUUAGUGGCGCGAUACCCGAAUCAAUCUCGGUGGCUCCUCAGCUAGAGCAUGUUCAGAUUGAUAACAACAGUUUCACCACUAAGUUCCCAUUCGGCAUCGGAAAAAUUAAGACCCUCUACAGAUUCUCUGCGUCUUUGAACGGUUUGCACGGCGAACUUCCUCCCAAUUUCUGCGACUCUCCAGUCCUCAGCAUUAUAAACCUUUCCCAUAAUUCUCUCUCUGGAAAAAUUCCUGAAGUGAGGAACUGUAGAAAAUUAGUAUCUUUAUCUCUGGCCAAUAAUAGUUUUAUUGGAGAAAUCCCGGAGUCUCUCGCUGAUCUGGGAGUGCUGACGUACCUCGAUCUUUCUCGAAAUAAUCUCACUGGUUCAAUCCCACAAGAGCUCGGAAAAUUAAAACUUGCUCUAUUUAACGUGUCGUUUAAUCGGUUAUCCGGCAGGGUCCCGAUUCCCUUGAUUUCGGGCCUUCCAGCUUCGUUCUUGCAAGGAAACCCAAGUUUAUGUGGGCCCGGGUUAGCCCAUUCGUGCUUAGACAAUAACAAGCCAAUGAGCAGCAAAUCGUCAGGCUUUGUGAAACUCACACGCGCCGCCUUAGUUUUUAUAGCUCUGGCUUUUGUGUUUUUGGUUUUUGCUUUCGGAUAUUAUAUGAUGCGCGCUCACGAGAAAAAAUGUCAUUCGGGAGUAUGGAGAUCCGUUUUUUUCUACCCUCUAAGAAUCACCGAGCACGACCUGAUUAUGGCAAUGGACGAGAAAACAGCCAGGGGACUUGGCGGCCAUUUCGGAAGAGUUUAUGCAGUUAAUUUGCUGAGUGGCGAGAUUGUUGCUGUGAAAAAGAUAGUUAAAUUCGGUAGCCAAUCUUCAAAAGCCUUGAAAAACGAGGUGAAGACUCUAGCAAAGAUUAGGCACAAGAACGUCGUGAAGAUUCUUGGGUUUUGCCAUUCAGACGAGGCUAUAUAUUUGAUAUACGAGUAUCUACCAAAGGGGAGCCUUGGGGAUAUUCUUGGGAAAAAAGAUUUUGAUCUGCCGUGGAGCGUGAGAUUGAAGAUCGCCAUAGGCAUUGCUCGGGGGCUUGCUUAUCUUCACAAAGAUUACGUUCCGAAUCUGCUGAAUCGAAACGUGAGGUCGACUAAUGUUCUUCUUGACGAUGAUUUCGAGCCGAAGCUUACGGAUUUCGGUUUAGAUCGAGUUAUUGGACAAAGUGCCUUUCAGUCGAUAGUUUCUUCUGAAUGCACAUCUUCUUGUUAUUUGGCGCCCGAAUAUGGCUACACAAAGAAAGCCACCGAACAAAGUGACACGUACGGCUUUGGGGUUGUCUUGUUAGAGCUCUUGACCGGCCGACAAGCCGAGAAAAACGAGACAUGGAACGAUGGACCUUCUCUAGAUGUCGUUACGUGGGUGAGGAGAAAUGUUAACAUAACUAACGGGCCCACGAGAAUUCUCGAUCGAAAGAUUUCAAGCUCGUGUAGAGAACAAAUGUUGAAGGCUCUUGAAAUCGGCAUGGACUGCACGAGCAUUGUACCGGAAAAGAGGCCGUCGAUGAAUGAAGUUGUUAGGGCCCUUCAGUCUCUUCAAACUUCACCUUCAUAG
Molecule: messenger RNA, 2625 nt
Organism: Striga hermonthica
Lineage: Eukaryota; Viridiplantae; Streptophyta; Magnoliopsida; Lamiales; Orobanchaceae
Source: the annotation of a GenBank genome assembly